UUUGACUUUAACUCAGUAUUAUUAUUUUUUAACUUUUAAUGCCUUCCUUUUGAAAUUUUUUAUUAAAAAUUUAAACAAUUCUAGCCCUUCAAACGAGCAUUUAUUAAAACAAUCAACACCUCCCAUUAAUUAUUUAACACCUCAACAAUAUACACCAUCCCCUUUACAACAACAACAACAACCUCAAAUACCUCAGAGAGGAAUAAUGCGCCCAACUAGCCGGCAAGAGGCAUAUGCCACAAACGAAUUUUCACGAGAAUUACCUCGUCCUCAGAGUACAAUACCUUCAAUGCACUCCCCUCGAGCCCAAUUUCAACAAAUGCCACCAACAUUUUACCCAUAUUCUCCUCCUAAAACGGCCAGUUCUCGGAUAGAAGCGCCUAUAAUAGACAGACGUUCUAUUAUUCGAAGAAAAGUUCCUGGUCCUCUAUUACUUGGACUCUCAGCACUUCAAAUAAUUAUUGGCAUUGUUACGCUUCUUAUAGGAGCAUUUAAUGCCAGUACCUAUAAAUGUAUGAUAGAGCCAAACAUUCCAGUUUAUUUAAUUAUUUCUGGCAUUUUAUUAAUUGCUAGUGGUGUUGCGAGAAUAUUCUUUUGGUUAAGCUCAGAUUCAUUAACAACUGGAAGAAGAAGGGGAAACAAUUCUGGAGAUGGUAGUCAUGUUUGUGAAUAUUUAAUUGAAGGCUCAAUAUUAUUUUGUAUUGUUGUUAUCGUUAUUUUAGGUAUUUGAUAAAUUUAAA
This is a messenger RNA of Meloidogyne enterolobii, 740 nucleotides long. NCBI's taxonomy places the organism in Eukaryota, Metazoa, Nematoda, Chromadorea, Rhabditida, Meloidogynidae. The record is from the annotation of a GenBank genome assembly.